Cyprinus carpio (common carp) is the source of this 4549-nucleotide messenger RNA. Its product is annotated as collagen alpha-1(VII) chain-like. The transcript is spliced from 43 exons. Gene Ontology annotation, molecular function: protein binding. The coding region runs from base 671 to 2791 and encodes 706 amino acids. The record is from RefSeq and is a predicted model, not a curated record. NCBI's taxonomy places the organism in Eukaryota, Metazoa, Chordata, Actinopteri, Cypriniformes, Cyprinidae.
AGGGGACAAAGGGCCAGCUGUAAGUACCAUUACUAUAAUUCAUGCAUGUUCACUCAAUGUCUAAAAUAAAAUUUGCCACACUUGCUAAUAGCAGUUGAAUUUAAAAAAAAUGCACCAGCAAAAAUAAAUAAAUAAAUAAAUAAAUAAUUGAAUAAAUAAAUUAUGUAUUUAGUUGCCAGUGCAUUUUCUUUCAUAAUAUAUAUUUAACAUGUAUGAAUUGUAAUUUCCGACCAGAAAAUUGUGCUUGCAUUUGGUGCUUGGUGUAUGUUCAAACCCUACUUUCUUGUUUUCAUAUGCAAUAAACCUUAUUUUUUAGGGUCCUGCUGGAUUGGCUGGCCUAGGGGGGCCUCCAGGACCAAAGGGGGAUUCUGUCUCUGCUCAGAGUGGUUUGCCUGGUCCAAGGGGUCUUCCAGGUGCCCAAGGUAUCAGAGGAGAACCUGGUCAAGUAGGACCUCCUGGACCUACAGGAGAGAGGGGCUACACAGGUCCUCGUGGGGAAAAGGGAGAAAAAGGAGCCAGUGGAGAAAGUGGAAAAGAUGGCUUCCCAGGAAGUCCAGGAGAGCCAGGAAAACCAGGGGCGGAUGGGAAGCCGGGCUUGCCUGGGUUCCCAGGAGUGUUGGGCAGACCGGGGAAUCCAGGAGAACCAGGAAUAAGAGGACCAACUGGACCCAUGGGCGGAAAUGGACCCCCAGGGGCUCCUGGUGUGAAGGGUAACCAAGGAGAACCAGGCAUUGGAGUUCAAGGUCCUCCUGGACCUCAGGGCAACAGAGGGUUACCUGGACCUACAGGCACUCCAGGAGCAAUAGGACCACAAGGACCUCCAGGGCUUUCAGGACAAGUGGGAGAAGGGGGCAAGCCUGGGGUCCCAGGGAGAGAUGGUGUUCCAGGGAAAGAUGGCCUGCCAGGGUUACCUGGGAAACUGGGUAUUGCCGGACCCAUCGGCCCCCCAGGACUUAAAGGAGAGCAAGGAGACAGCGGUCCGCCAGGAAAGUCUGUCACCGGACCCCCUGGAAUGAAGGGUGAGAUGGGUCCUCCUGGUCUGACAUUGCCAGGUACAGUUGGAGAAAAUGGCCUUCCUGGAUUACCGGGCCCAAAAGGGGACAAAGGGCCAGCGGGGAUCAAAGGAGAAAGAGGUGCUGCGGGUGAUCCUGGAGAUCCUGGUGAGAAUGGAAUGAGAGGACCAUCUGGGCCCAAAGGAGUCAAAGGAGAGGCAGGUGUGGGCAUGCCUGGGCCUCAAGGACAAUCUGGACCCAUCGGCUUAAAGGGUGACCCUGGCUUACCAGGUCCUCCGGGCCCUCCUGGACCACGUGGAUUGGAUGGCAGGCCCGGACUGGCAGGGCAGAGAGGUGAAGUUGGUCAGCCAGGACCCCCUGGACCACCAGGAGAGAGGGGUCUACAAGGAUUUAUUGGCAAAGCCGGAAACCCAGGAACGCCAGGAGCUGCUGGGCCCCCAGGACCCCCUGGUAAUGCGGGCCUUCCAGGACUUAAGGGUGAUAAGGGUGAAAUUGGUGUAGGAGUGCCAGGUUCAAGAGGAGAGAGAGGAGACGCAGGGCCUAGGGGAGAAGAAGGUCGGGCUGGAACAGAUGGAGAGAGAGGCCCUACUGGUCCUCCUGGCAGCAAAGGAAACAGAGGAGAUAAGGGUGAACAAGGUCCUUCAGGAAUAAAAGGCGAAAAGGGAGAUACUCUGCUGGUGGGGGGACCUUCAGGAGAGAAAGGAGUGAAAGGAGAAACCGGGGAGCGAGGAACUAAAGGUGCACAGGGUGAAAAGGGUGCAAAGGGACAGGAAGGACCACCAGGAGAACAGGGUCUGAGAGGGGAGCCGGGAGAGAGAGGUUCCACUGGCUUCCAGGGAGCCCGUGGUCCUGGUGGUCAGAAGGGAGAAGCAGGGCAGCCAGGUAUCCCAGGAGAAGCAGGAACACCUGGUAAAGAUGGUCUGUCUGGCAUGAGAGGAGAGAAGGGAGAGGUUGGGCCCGUAGGUCAGCGAGGCCUCAAGGGAGAACGAGGCUCCAAGGGAGCAUGUGGACCAAGCGGACCAAAGGGAGACAAGGGGGAUGCUGGGAUUAAUGGCAGACCGGGAUUGCCAGGGAGGAAAGGAGAGCAGGGUGAAGUUGGGUCUCCAGGUCUCACAGGAAGUCCAGGGAAGGAGGGACUCAUUGGAGCCAAGGGUGACAGAGGCUUUGAUGGAGUUUUGGGGCCGAAGGGAUCACAAGGAGAGAAAGGUGAACGGGGCCAACCUGGUAUCCCUGGCCCCCCUGGUCUAAGAGGAGCAGAUGGACCCCUUGGUCUAACAGGCCCUCAAGGACCUGCUGGAGGUAAAGGUCCAGAGGGCCUGCAGGGGCAAAAGGGAGAAAGAGGUCCUCCAGGCCCUGCUAUGGUUGGACCACGUGGCAUACCUGGGAUCCCAGGAGAAAGAGGAGAACAGGGUGAGAUUGGCACUGAUGGACCUAAAGGAGACAGAGGACAACCAGGCAUGACGGAGGAUGAGAUUCGGGCUUAUGUUCGAAGAGAGAUGAACCUGCAUUGUGCUUGUGGAGGUGUUCAGGAAGUUGAGAAACCUGUACAGGUUCAUGCUUACCGAAGCUCCUCCACGUCCCUAGAGAGCUCACUAAUCCAAGGGGACGAGGAGGGUCAUAAGCUGCGUGUUGUGAUGAACACAAACGAUCCAGACUAUGAGCACAUUUACUCUAUAGAGACCUAUGAUGAUGAUGCUCCAGUAAUGGAGAUCGCUGACUAUGACACCACGGUCAAUAAAAGCCAGGGUCAAACCGUCUCUUUUGAUUCAUUAAGCUGAAAGGACAAAAUUUGAGGUGAAAGGUGAAGACUCCUGCAUCUUGCCCAUGGAAGAGGGUAAUUGUUCCCACUAUACUCUGCGCUGGUACUUUAACUCUGAAGUGGGCGUUUGUAGACCUUUUAUCUACAGCGGCUGUGGAGGAAACGCUAACCGCUUUUUACAAAAGGAAGAAUGUGAGAAACUCUGUCUACAAGAGUAAGAAGAAUUUUGUUUUAGCUUAAAUACAAGAGUUGACAGUAAAUGGAGGAUCACAAACUUGUCAGCAAUAAGAAAAAACCUAAACCGUAGUGUUUAACACUGCCAUCAUGCACAAGAGAUCAAGGUAAAGACUGAUGUCAACACCUUUUCCUCAACCGGACAAGCAAAUUUUAAAUAUUGAUCAGGUCUUUAAGGUUUUUCUUGUUUAUUUAUUUUGUGUCUGUUGAGCUACCAAGCAAUCUUCCUGCCAUUCUGGAUACAUUGAUUUUUAUAUUAUAUACAUACACACACACACACACACACGCACACACUACUUGCACUUGCUUUAACACACGUACAUUAGUCCAUUUAGUAACUGCAUACAAUAUUAUCUUUCAUUUUUUCUCCUUGAUGUUGCAUAUUUACACCCACUCACAUUUUCUCAGGUGCUAAAAACAGAAACUAGAACACGCAUUGUAAUAUUCUUAACAAAUUCAUCUUAGACUUGUUCGUAGAAUAAGUCUGUGCUGUACAAAAUUGUACUGUAAAUGUAGAUCUGUAUUUUUAUCUGCUUGAAAAUGAGAAUGAAUGUUCUUGUAUUAUUAGAUGCUGCAUGUUUACUUGGACAAAUGGUGCUAUUUUUUAAAGCUAUUUUUAUAUUUUUGACUGAUUUGAUUGUUUUCAUGUAUUCCGUUCAUUAUAUUCAGUGUUUAUUUCCAUUAUAGUGUAAGGAUUUUAGAGUCCUGUUCAUUUUAAGUGAUGUUGGAGCAAUUUACAGUUUUCUUUGCACAGUUUUAAUAGCACAUAAAAGUAGUCAAAUAUAGAUUCAUGCAUUGUAAAGUUAUCUUUUCUACAUGAGUUCCGUAUUUGCUUGAAAUAAACAUUGAAAUUUAAAAGGGGAAAAAAUAACAUGAAACAAGACAUAAAUCUCUAUUUAAAUGUGAUGAACAAGUCUGAAUUUAAUGUGUUGGAGUGUUGGGGCUCUCAUUUUAACAAUAUAUAUUUGACAUUUGACUAGCCUUUUGUCAACUAGAGCCAUAUUAAAAAGGUCAGUAACCACCUGUAGUUUAUUUAGACCAGAACUACAUAGUCUUCUCAUUCUUUCUUCUCUCUCUCUCUGUAAAUUUGGUGUAACUCUAUGUUGUGUUGUCUUUUUGGGAGGUGGGUGGGGGGAGGGGUUUGUUUGUGCAUCAAUCCUAGUCACACUUCUGAUGAUUCACUAAUGGUUCUGGACCAUCUUGUUAAGAUGCCAGUGUACACUCAUUACUACUCCUCCGGGGUUGUCACUCAAACACUGUUUUCAUAUUCAUUUCUACUCAUAUUUAUUCAGUGACUGCAUUUUAGCCAGUCCAUCUGUUAGGGUAUUUUGUUUUAUACUCUCAUGCCUGCUUAAUAACAUUGUUUGAGUCUAUAUUUUUAUUCUUGAGAUGAAUCCAUCAUUGUGCCUUUUAAUGAGUUUAUUGUAAUGUCAGUCACUGACAACUGUGCAUAAAAUUCACUGUGGUGCUCCAGAGGUCAACCAUGUCUAUCUAUAUCAUGUUUUAAUCAAGCCUUGGAUGCAAUGAAUAUUUGGAAAAAACA